AUGGCUGAAGGCGGACCACUUCCGGAACUAGACUUACACUUACUGGAGUGUCCAAUCUGUCUAGAGCGACUUCGACAACCCAAGUCCUUACCAUGUCUCCAUUGCUUCUGUCAGGAGUGCCUGGGGACCUACAUCACCAAGGAGUUGUCCGGUAAGAUGGCGUCUGGGACAUCUUUUCCGUGUCCAGUUUGUAGAGGGAUGGCUACGCCUGUCAAUCAAGCGGACACCAAGAAAAACUGGGCCAAACAGUUUCCAGCCAAUGCUGUGAUCCAAGAACUGAUCAAGCUUAAGGAGCAGUCGUCUGCACCACUGUACUGCACACCUUGUCAAACAAAAGGUAAUCCGUCCAAUCCUGCUAAGUUCUGGUGUAAGAAAAUGGAAUCCGGUUUUUGUGAGACUUGUAAAGUGGGUCACCACGAUGUCAUACAUAUUGGAUGUGAUAUAUUAGAUAUUACCAGUCACGAUAGCAAAAGACCAACACAGAACUCUGUUCCUCACUGUGACCAACAUGACGAGGAUAUGGUUUGGUACUGUGAGGAUCACAAACUGCUCGGUUGUAACAUCUGUGUCUUCAAAGAUCAUAGACGUUGUGAGGAGGUGACAACAGCGAAAGAGUAUUUUCAGAAGUUGAAAGCAGGAACACAACUGACAGAUAUGCAGGCAGCACUGAAGAAAGGUUCAGAGGUCAUGAACUCCUUAGUGAAGGACUUUGACGAACAGCUACAAGCUAUGGUAAAGAACCACGAAAUCGCUCUCUGUAGUAUUACAGAUCUACGCCAAAGGAUCGACAAACGGCUUGACGAGCUUCAGAAGGACUGCACAGACAAGUUUAUCACACUGUUCAAAGACGAAAAGAGGAAAUUGGAGGACUCCUUACGGCAAUGCGAACGUCUAAAGAAUAGUAUGCUUAAUACCCUGAAGUCGUCGAUUAAAGCUACAGAGGGAAACGAUAACACUAAAACGAUAGUGUCGUAUCAGAGAGGACAAGCAGAAGUUGAGUCGUGUAAGGCCCUGGUCAAGGAGAUGAACGAAUCUUUCACUUCCGUCAAUGUUAAGCAUCAGACCGAACCCGAACUUGUAACAUUUGGUGAUGACGCAAUGGGGAAUAUCGUCAUUGAGAAACCUUCAAGACGUUUUCCUGAGAGUCAUGGUUACCUUACAUCACCAAUGUCCGGGCGUCGCGUGAGAGAAGUACAACAGUUUGGUAUAAAAUCUACAUCAGAUGGGAACGAUUGUAAAGCAUUUGGCGUCGUAUACCUUCCGUUUAAUCAAAUAGUAGUAAGCGAUCUCAGAAACAAAAAGCUGAAGCUGUUUACAGAUAAAGGACAGUACCUGGAUGAGAUGACCAUUUACGGAAGUCCCAAUGAUAUGUGUUUGGUGAACGACAACACAGUGGCUGUAGCAGUUAGAAGUCCAGGUGGUGUCCAUAUCGUGAAAGUAGAAAACUCAAAAAUGUCACUUUCUUCCGAGAUCUGUUUGCCAGAUGAUAAAGGCUGCCAGGGUAUAACCCAUAUCAACGGAAGAUUUGUCGUUUGUACAGACACAAAAGAAGCUGAAGUGUACAGUGUGACACAGGACGGCACCGCUGAGCUAUUAUAUCAGUAUAAUGGCAAGUGUUAUUUCCUCUCACAUGACCCAACAAAUGAAGACAUACUGGUCAGCUGCCACAUCAGUACCCAAGGGAAAGUUGUGCUGUCCAGACUUUCGGCUGACAAACGUCGCAAGAAUGUGAUGCAAAGAGGUGUCGUGAGUUCAGCUGCAGGAGUUAUCGUUGAUAGGGAGGGCAACAUCUACGUGUGUGGCUUUGCAUCGAACAACGUCGUGCAAAUGUCUGGGGACGGGACACACGUCAGGGAACUGCUGACGUCAUCAGAUGGAAUAAAGCGCCCAUUCGCAGUAGCUGUUUGUGGUGACAUGUUUGUACUCGCUGAGGAUGAUACUAACUUCGUCCGCUUGUUUCAGCUCUAUUAA
This is a messenger RNA of Mizuhopecten yessoensis (Yesso scallop), 1971 nucleotides long. Its product is annotated as transcription intermediary factor 1-beta-like. NCBI's taxonomy places the organism in Eukaryota, Metazoa, Mollusca, Bivalvia, Pectinida, Pectinidae. The coding region runs from base 1 to 1971 and encodes 656 amino acids. The record is from RefSeq and is a predicted model, not a curated record. The transcript has a single exon. Gene Ontology annotation, molecular function: metal ion binding.